Hypanus sabinus (Atlantic stingray) is the source of this 5035-nucleotide messenger RNA. RefSeq lists its product as uncharacterized. The transcript is spliced from 4 exons. Bases 3595 to 4086 code for a protein of 163 amino acids. Lineage: Eukaryota; Metazoa; Chordata; Chondrichthyes; Myliobatiformes; Dasyatidae. The record is from RefSeq and is a predicted model, not a curated record.
AAAUAAUGCUCACGAUACCCGCCAUGAACUCAGCCAGGUUGGGCAUCGUUCUGGUAAAAUCUGCUCCCAGAGCAACUGUGACGUGAUGGGUUAGGAAAAUAUUCCACAAUUAUCCUGCAAAUUUUGUGCUGUUUCGUUGUUUCAAUACAAGGCAAGUCCAGUCAGAGAAGAAAAGUGAUGCUUCAAUCUGACAAAUCUUAAUCUAAAUGUUGAUGUUUAAUGUUCUAAGUUUUUGGUUAUUUUGAAGAUGGAAAUGCACAGUAAAAUUCACUCUGAAUCCACACUCUAAAGUUCAAUUUAUCCUUCCAAAAUCAUUAGAGAGGUAGAGAUUUCAGACAGUCGGCCAUUCUUGUCUGGUGCGUAGUGUCAGGAUUGGUCUCCUUUCGGAAUAACCGAGUCACGGUAUGAAUGUUCCUGACUCAACCCUUGUUUUUUACGAGGCAGAGUGGCUAGCUCGGCGCUCAACCCAGCACAGAUGGAAAGUGUGCCCGGGGGUUCUGACUGGGUUUGAACUUGGGAGCCUUCGCUUCCAAAGUCCGGAGCUGAUGCCACUGCACCACCAGCCAGCUUAGAGGUAGAGAUGCAAGUUGGAUUUCAGAAAGAAUAGUUGGUAUUGAAAUAAUUGCAAAAGACAGUGAUGCUGUUAGUUAUUAAAAACUGUCUAAGUAUUCUGAAAUUGUGGUGUGAAGGUUGAAAGAGCAGACCUUCCAGAGGAAAAUUACCAAUUUUUGCUUUGGUCAUUGGUUGCUUUUGUGAAUGCAAUCGGUCUGGUAUGAGCUGUGUAUAUUGGUCAGCUAGUUGGGCUUAAACUAAGACCUAUGUUUGAGUGCCACACUGAGAGAAAUGCUGCAUUUAUUUCCUCUAAUGAAGUAAAGAGCACCAUCCAAUUUCACUGCAAAGGAUAAGUGAGCCAUUGUCAUUCUGCUAAAAUCCCCAAGACUGAGGCCAUAGUUACUCAGCUUUGUGGGUGUCCAUAGCAUUCAAGCAAGCUCACCACUGUCUUCUUCACGAGGCCAAAGAAAUUUGGCAAGUCCCCAGAGACUUCCCAAUAUUUUUUGAUACACCAUACACAGCAUUUUGUUGGUGCAUAGCACCAAUAUGUAUGGCAACUACUCUGCAAAGUAUGGAUGUGUUGAGUGGUAGACAAUCCAAUCACUGCUUCAGCAAAGUAGCCAGCAUAAUCAAAGACCCAAUCCACCCUGAAUAUUUUCUUUCAACCAAUCUCCCAUCAGGAAGAAGAUACAAAAGCCUGAAAGCAUACAUAGCCAGUCUUAAGGAGAGCUAUCCCACUGUUCUCUCUCUUUAAUAGAUUGGAUUCUGCACAACUGAAGAGGCCAAGUAUUUUUAAAGCAGUGGUUGCUCGAAGGAAUUGGGGAGAUGAGAAUGGGGUUGGGAGGGGGAAUAAAUCAGCCAUGAUUGAAUGGUGGAGCAGACUCGGGAUUCAGCCUAAAAUGUCAACUGUUUAAUUUCCACAACCAUUGCUCCAGAUUUCCAGUAUGUGCAGAAUCUUUUGUGUCUCCUUUAGAAACCUAUGCAAUUAGUGAUACUGCAAGAAUUGCUUAACCUAAUACAGUAUACAAGUUUAACAGAACUAUUCAACUUUUAAUUCCUGUGGUCAAAUAUGAACAUCAAAAGUUUUUUUUUAAACUUGCUGUACUGAAUUUCCAGUGCCAUUUGUUAUAAAACCAUAAGACAAGGGAUCAGGUUUAGACUGACACAAUGUGAGCUCCAAUGCCAGCACAUCCUCUCAUAGAAAAGGGGCCUAAAAUUGUUCACAAUACUCUAGCAGUGCAGUCUGAUCAAUGCCUUAUAAAGCCUCUAUCUCUAUGAAAAGGGAUGUUCCAUAUCAUAAGACAUAAAUUCCUCUGCAAUUUGAUCAUGGAUGAUUUAUUCACACUAUCAACUUCGGCCUUAAAUAUACCCAAUAGCGGUGACAAUGAAUUCCACAGAUUCGCCACCCUCCAGCUAAAGAAAUUUUUUAUCUCUGUUUUCCAGGAUGUCCUUGUAUUCUGAUUAUGUGUCCUUUGGUCCUGGACUCUUGUCACUACUGGAAACAUCGCUUUUAAGUUCCCAGUGCUGGAGCAGGAGUAGGCUACUUGAUCCUUCAAACCUGCUUCACUGUUCAUCUACAUCAUGGCUGAUACUCAACCUUAGUGGCAUUUUCCAGACCUCAUGAUUCUCUUCAGAGCCAAAUAUCCAUUUACUCUGUUGAAUGGACUCUGGUUGAUUUCCCACAGGUGUACAAGCAGGCUUUUUCCACUGAGGUUGGGUGAGACUAGAACUAGAGGUCAUGAGAUAAAGGUGAAAUGUUUAAAGCAAGGGUUCCCAACCUGGGGUCCACAGACCCCUUGAUUAUGGUGGGUUCCAUGGCAUAAAAAAGGUUGGGAACACAAGGGGGAACUUCUUAACUUAGAAGGUAGUGAGAGUGUGGAAAGCAGAUUUGAUUUCAACGUUCAAGAGAAAUUUGGAUGGGAGGGGUAUGGAGGGCUGUGGUCUAGGUGUAGGUUGAUGGGAUUAAACAGGCUAAUAGUUUGAUGGAGGUGUCUGAUACUUGGUGCCAACACAGUAACCUGAAAUACUUGUUCCUGUGUAUGACAACUGAUUCUACAUUGCAAUGAGAUCUCUCAUUCUUCUAAACUCUAGACAACACACAACUCAAAAUUAAAAUACAUUUAUUAUCAAAGUAUACAUACCAAAUACAAACUUGAGAUCUGCUUUCUUGCAGCCAGCCACAAAACAAAGAACCACAAUAGAAUCUAUGAAAAAAACACAAAAGCCAACAAACAUCCAAUGUGUGAAAAAAGAACAGGAGUGAAUAAAUUCUUCCCAUUUGCCUCCCGAAUGAUCCGGAGCUCGUCCAGUUCCAGCUCCAAUUCCUUAACGCAGAGUGUUGGAAGCUGCAGCUGGAUGCACUUCUCACAGAUGUAGUCGUCAGGGACCCUGCCUUCCAAGAUCCUGCCCGGCAUCUCUACUAUCCCAACUGUGCAGAUAUAAAGAAGGAGACCAAUAACUAUACUGGCAUAAAAUCUACCUACAGCAUUUCCAUCUUCUCUCACUCAAGCUUGCCCACGGCCUUAUUUUAAUUUACUCUCGUCAAUCAAUCCCGAUCGAUCUCGAUCAAUCGCUGCUAUUCAAAACACCAAACUACCGCGAAUCGAUGCCUUAUGUACUCUGCGAAUCUGAGACAUCGUUUCUGAUCGUUGACUGCAGCUGCUCAAAAACGUAUGUUCAUAAAUUCCUGUGAGUUCCUGCAAGAAAAUAAAUCUCAAAGUAGUGUAUGGUUACAUAGAAGCACUUUGAUAAUACAUUUACUUUGAACUUUCCUCUGGAACCAUGGAAACCUCGGAUCGAAUGAUAGAGGUUGUGAGAAGUGAUAUAUAUAAUUUAACGCGAUCAAAUCACUGCCCGUAUACAAUGAAUUUUCACAGGACUAUUUUAUUUGCACUGGUUGAAAAUUUGUCUGCUUAAAAAGGUAAAGUUGUAUUUAAAGGAAACGUAACAGUGAUAGUUAAUGACUGUCACUGUGACAUCUACAAGGGUGGGCUGAUUUUAAAUGGAGGUGGACCGGGCCAUGGCUGAACCGGCACUGCAGUCAUGAACAGUAAUCCCUGUCCUCCUGGAGUUUGUUGCCUGGAUCAUUACUACUUCAAAAGAGAAAGAGGUUUCAUCUUGGACUGCGUGGCUGUCUCCAGCAGCUCCUUGAUGUACGGAAAAAUCAACCCGAAGAUAUGCGACGCCAUCCCGCCCUACAACGCGCAGAAUGACCCUUAUUGCAAGAAUGCUCUCGAGACCAAGUUUAUGAGGAAGCUUCUCAAGAGGACUGAUCAGGAUCGUGGUGGGACAUCAAACAACGGCUGGCUUGUGGACUAUUUUUACAAAAAUGGACCUGCUCAAAAAUAUCUUACCAGUAGAAAUGUAUAUGGAGCAGGUCACUCAUGUGAUCAAGUAAUCGGCCACCGGGGAUACUUAUCAGACAUCAAACCCAUUGUUGGAUACAAUGGAAGGUUUGGUUACAGAAGGAAUACUCCCAGCCUGAGAGAAAAGCCUUCCAUUUUCGGGGAAGUCUUCAAACUCCCAUUGCACUAGUGUGCAUGGGCUCCCCUCCCAUCCCACCCCCCAAGGAUUGAGUCCUCAGAGAACUGAGAAACCAGAAGAACAUCAGUUUCUGCAUUUUAAAUGCAUUUUGAGGAUGUUACCUCUUCUGAAGAGCUGAAUUAAAUGUGAUGAGCCAGGAAGAGUGUGACAGGUUCAACAAAAUAGCGUAUGUUAUUAAAUUGUUCCAAAAAUAAGAAGUAGAUGCUUCAAUAAAGAAUUUGUGGAAAGGCAGUAUUUUUAAAAAAUAUUCACUUAAACUGGUGAUUAGGUCUUUGGGUUUUUUCAUGUGGUAUCCCCAGAUGGAACAUAUGCACAGCGGCCAUUUUAUUAGGUACAGGAGUGGAACCUGGCAUGGACUUCUGUUGGUGUAGCCAAUCCGCUUCAAGCUUUGAUGUGUUCUGCAUUCAGAGAUUCUCCUCCACACACCACUACUGUAACGUCCUGUCAGCUUGAAACAGUCUGGCUGUUCUCCUCUGACCUCUCUCACUAACAAGGCUUUUUCACCUACAGAACUAACUGCUGCUCACUGGAUGGUUUUUGGCUUUUCACACCAUUCUUUGUAAACUCUAGAGAUUGUUCUGUGUGAAAAUCCCAGGAGAUCAGCAGUUUCUGAGAUACUCAAACCACCCCACCUGGCACCAACAAUCAUUCCAUUGUCAAAGUCACUUAGAUCACAUUUCUGCCCCAUUCUGAUGUUUGGUCUGAAUAACAACUGAACCCUUUGAUCAUGUCUGCAUGCUUUUACCCACCACUCUGUUCUGACAUCCCCCCUAUAAUUUCCUCCAAUCACUUUAAAGUUAUAUAUAUAUAUAUACCCACACACAUAUACACAGACUUACACACAAACUAGAUGGGCUGAAGGGUGAAGGGCCUGUUUUUGUGCUGCAGUGUUCUAUGAUUUUAUUUUCUCUCUCUCUACGCAUAGGGACCAGUAUAUUAU